Messenger RNA from Sphaeramia orbicularis (orbiculate cardinalfish), 2835 nucleotides. RefSeq names its product zinc finger protein 436-like. Gene Ontology annotation, molecular function: RNA polymerase II cis-regulatory region sequence-specific DNA binding; DNA-binding transcription factor activity. Gene Ontology annotation, biological process: regulation of transcription by RNA polymerase II. The coding region runs from base 97 to 1971 and encodes 624 amino acids. NCBI's taxonomy places the organism in Eukaryota, Metazoa, Chordata, Actinopteri, Kurtiformes, Apogonidae. The record is from RefSeq and is a predicted model, not a curated record. The transcript has 8 exons.
UCGUCAUAUCCGUUAAAAUCCGGAAGUUUUGAGUUUUCCUUUUCUGUAGAAUGAAAGUGAAUUUUUGUUCUGUCUUGACUCUUAUAAACUUCAGUAAUGCCACGGGGACACAUUGAAGCUUCUCCUCUACCUCUGUCCUCUGUUCAUCUCCUGGUUUCUCCUGUGAGACUCAUGUCUGCUUUUAUUUGGCGAGUGGCGCAGCAGCACAAUGUGAUGCAGUAUGAGAAGGUGGUGGACUUCAUCACACUGACCACAGAGCUGGUCCCGGAGCUGCUCAGUCCCAGCCGGAGGACUCAGCUCAUCAUGGGCCUCAGAGCCAGGCUGGUUCUGGAGUUGUGUCGAGAUGACAGUCUGUCCAACCUGCAGACCAUCCAGUCAAACUUGGAUAAAAUCCACGCCUGUAGCAUGAACCUGAGCUCCACUGACCAGCUGGCUGACUUACAGAAGACCUCAUACACUAACUUCGCCAGUUUGGUUCAGAAGUUGUUGAAUGUUCCUUUUGAAAAGGAGCUCUUCUUUCAAGAGGUUUUUCCAGCAAACUAUGGCUCGGCAUAUGACCAAAGACUACAGCAGCUGGUGGAUGAGUUCCUGUCCAGACUGGAUGAGCUGCUACCUGAACCUGACGUGGAGCAGACAGCAGCGUGGCUCUCUGAAACAUCAUCUUUUUCAGAGGAUUUUGGACUGCAUCUGUCUCAGCCCUUUGCCUUGAAGACUCUUCUGCUCCAUCAUCAGCAGCUGGGGACUCUGAGCUCUGAUCCUUCAAGCAGUGAGAAUGAUAUAAUUUUGUCCACUCUGGCCCUCCCUUCUCCUGUAUCAAAAUACACUGAGCCAUACAGUGAGGAUGACAAUUAUGACACUGAGGAAGAGUCACUGGCACUGGAGGAUUUAGGAGAAGACUCUAAUGAAAGCCCAGACAUCACUGCAGAUGACUGGUUACCAACCAAGAGAACAGGUCCUUUGUCGCGUUUAUUCAUCUGCCCUCAGUGUUCAUUUGCUCACAGUGUAAAGAGGAAAGUCCAAGAGCACAUCCAGAAGGAGCAUCAAACACAAACUACUGCUCAGAAGAAAGAAUCUAUCAGAAAGUCUAGAGCAAAGACUCUGCGGAGAAGUAAAGACAGAAAGAAAGCAGAAGACAAUUCAAAGAAAAAGAGGCAACAUAAACAGAAAGACAGUUUAGUGAAAAAGAGUGAACAAAAGCAGAAGAAGAGCAACAUGGAGAACAACAACCGUCGGAGAAGGAAAGAACCCACAACUGAAGAUAAAAGGUUUCUGAGCACGCGGCCAGUGGACAAAAACUUCACAGAGGAACAAACCGCAUGCCCAAAAUGUGAAAAGGUUUUUGAGCUACCGAAUCAGCUGAAGACCCACAUAAAACUCCACGCACUGCCGUUCCACUGCAGCCAGUGUGAGAAGGGAUUCACCAGCCUGUCAGGCUAUUACCAGCACCAGAGGGUCCACAAGAGAGGACGCAUAUUCAUCUGCAGCCAAUGCAACAAGGGAUUCCUGUGUAAUUAUUCACUCAAACAGCAUGAGCGUUCACACGACGGUCCCACUAACCUGUGUACGAUCUGUGGGAAGAGCUUCAGCAGAGCGGGCAUUACACGACACAUGCAGAUGCACAAGGGGGAGAAGAAUUUCUUGUGCACGGUUUGCGGGAAGUCGUUUCUGUCUUCGGGCGAGCUGCUGCUGCACACUCGCUCUCACACGGGUGAGACGCCGUACACCUGUACCCACUGUGGGAAAGGAUUCUCCUGCAAGAGUCACCUGAUUGUCCACGUGCGCUCUCAUACUGGUGAACGUCCAUAUGUCUGCACAUUAUGCCCCAAGCGAUUCCUCACCGUGAACUGCCUGAAGAGACACACACUCAGUCACAAUGGGGUGAAACCGUUCAAGUGUACACACUGUGACAAAGAGUUUUCUCAGCAGGGAAAUCUUAAAAGACAUAUGACAACUCAUAAACCUGACACCUAAUAUUUGUUUGUCCUUUAGUAUUAAUAAACUUGUAGAAAAUAAAGUUAAUCUGAAAGGUUUUUGUAAUUUCCUCCUUAGAUCUUGUAUGUAAAAGUUUUGGCUUUUUUACAUUAAAUAUGUGCCUUGAUUGGAGUAAAGUAAAGCUGUGAAACUCUUGUCCCCUACAGAGGAUUAGAUUCAGUGCUGGGUCUCAAGAGGACAUUCCACAUAUUUUAUACAGUAACACAUCAUGAACCCUUGCACAAGUCCAACAUUUCAUCUUGUACGUGUCAGGUAUUCACUAGAAACAAUAAGAAAUUAAAGUAUUUGCACCUUCUUAAUCUGUUUGUUUUUGUUAUGAAAACUCAAAAACCAUGUUCAGUGCCUUUAGGAAGUAUCUUGACAAUCAAACGUAAUAUUUAAUCAUACACUAUAAGUGUAGAAUUACUAUGCAGACAGAGAAACUCCCAAAAGCAGUGUGUAUAAAACAAUGAUUAUUGUAGGUAUUGUUUGUCUUUCAGUGUUCAAAUCUUCUGUGAGUGUCAGUUUUGUGCCUUCAUGCGUCUCUGGUCAUUAAACCCUUGAUUUCUUGUCCAGAAGUUCUGAUUUCAGUUUGGGUUUGUUUAUUUGUGAAAGAUAAAGUAAUGGAGUUUUGUCUUGAGCUGAUGCAACAUGGAACUAUCCUAAAUUAUUCAGAUUCACUAAACCAGUGGAAGCUCAUAACACUGGGAUAUCCACUUAUUAAGCCAUUUAUCUGAGAGGUACAUAUGCUACGAGCUGACAAACAGCUGAAAUGUAAUAUUAGGGUAAGAUUUUUUACCUUAAGGCAUUGAAGUAAAGAAACUAAGUGUGUUGUGGCCAAAAUAAAUCCAUAAUCUGAAAUUA